Molecule: messenger RNA, 1877 nt
Organism: Elaeis guineensis (African oil palm)
Lineage: Eukaryota; Viridiplantae; Streptophyta; Magnoliopsida; Arecales; Arecaceae
Source: RefSeq, a predicted model, not a curated record
UUGUCGCAUAUUGGUCGUGCCAAGCGCAUGUGGUUCAGGAGAAUCCGGCGGACCCCACCGUCCGUCGGCCAUUUAUGGGGUUUGCUGCGAGAUUAGCCGGAGUCGGACUUGAAACCCAUCCUUUUGUCCUUCGGGCGUCCUCGCCGAGUCCGCGACGUAACGAAUCAAUUGCUCCCGCCAAAUAAAAUGGCGGUGGUGUCGAGGCAGGGGAGGAGGAACCUCCGAUUCUUCGGCAGCGGAGAGGCCGCCGGCGAUCGUUGGCAGGAGGAAGAGAAGAAGCGAAUAGUGGAUUACCUCCACGAGCCCGAUGACGACGCCGGCGGCGGCGAGGAAAUGGGGGCUGGCAAGACAAAAAGGAGGGAGCUUUCCUUAUCUCUGCCUCUUUCCGCUUCUUCUCCGAAUGCUUGUUCGACUGGUUGCUCGUCUAAUUCUCCUCGGUCUCUGCUCUCCCGGUGGCUUCUCACUCUACAGAAGCUGUCGCCGAGCCGCGGUGGCGGGGGAGGGGGAGUGAGUGAGGUGGGCUCGGGAGUGGGAUGUUUGGUGCGGUUCGCGAGGUAUAACCGCAAGAAGAAGAAGAAGGGGGAGGAGGAGCUGGUAGGGCCAUCUGUUUCGGAGGUGGUGCAGAGGGAUGGGGUUGGGUCCAGUAGUACGAAGCUCUCCGUUUCUUCGGGUGAGAAGCCUGAAGACAUAUCUUUUAACCUUGGUAUGGGGGUAGGUCUUGUCUUCCUUCUGACCAAGUGUGCAAGUGAGUUCAAAAGAAUGACAAAAAUGCAGGCAGAGAUGGAAAUUCUGCUAAAAGAAAUUAAAGAUGAAGUUCAAAAUAAAGAUGUUAUUUAUACCUUCUUGGAGUCAAGUAAUGGUGUCGCCUUUUCUUCACCAGAUUGCUCUGGUGAUGUAAGUACAAGCAAGGCUAUUCCCUUGCAGAGUCGCAUAUCAUCUUGUCAUCAGGAAGGGACAGAAUGUGCCACUGAAUCUGAUGGAAAGUCCAUCUUUUCUGAUAAUAAAAGGUGCCUAAAGAUGGAUCAACUGGAUGCAGAGCUCGAAAUUGAGUUAGAACGUAUGCAGCUUAACUUGGAAGGAGAAGAUUCAUCCAUACUCCUAAGACAACACAAAAUUGCGUUUGCCAGUGAGAGUAGUGAUUCUUCUGGAAGCCACAGUAUGAGUUUUGGACAAGAUGUUGAACCUAAAAAAGAAGACAAUGGAGAAUAUAGUGGAGUUUCUUCACUUGAGCUGGAGCGAAGGUUGCAUGAGCUUCUACAUAUAAAACAGCAAGAGCGGAUAGAAGAGUUGGAGUAUGCAUUAGAAUGCACCAAGCAAAAGGUUGUGGAGACAGAAAUUGAGAUUUCUCGGUUGAGAGGCAGUGCAAGUCUUGCUCCACCUCACAAGGAUGAAAAGUUCCAGCAAGCACCAAAAAAAAUCAACCUCUUUCGCUCUUGAUCAUUGCUCUUGCCAGUGAGAAUGUUGUGCCAUGUUGGAGUAAAACUUAAAAAGGCACCUUCAUUUCUUGGUAAAGUCAUAUAUAAGAGAGCAGCAGAGUAUCCCAGGUGGAUUUUUGCAUUUAAAUGAAAAGGAAGGGUGAAAUUAGACAAUUCAUGCAUGAAGAUAUGAAACGCCAAAGCGAGAAACUACCAAUUGAAGGAUAAAAAGAGAGAGCAUGAUUAUUACUUGGUAUGUAGCUAUCCUCUGAAAUGUAUCAGAUGUGAACUCUAUGUUGUGUUCUAUACAUGUUGAAACUCUUGCUUGUUUCAGCUCCAUGUUUGAAAUUCUGAGUUGUAAGGCUGCAGAUUGAAUCACUUUGGCAUGCAAAGUGAUUAUCCUGAGUUGUAUGGGAUGGUAAUAGCUCUUUCUGUUUUAACAAAGGUGGACAAUUAUUUUCA